Molecule: messenger RNA, 732 nt
Organism: Funneliformis caledonium
Lineage: Eukaryota; Fungi; Glomeromycota; Glomeromycetes; Glomerales; Glomeraceae
Source: the annotation of a GenBank genome assembly
AAUCCGAGAAGAAAAAAGAGAUAUCAGCGCCUACGCAGGAGGGAUCUGUAAAAGUAUAUUGUAAAAUGUUUUCCCUAUAUGCGAUGGCUAGUAUGUCUAGUGGUAAAUCUGCUGAAGACAUUAAAGAAAAAUUCAUUCGUGGCCUAUUACCUGCAUACGAGACAGAAGCCACUUCAUGCGACUCAGGAGUUCCAUUUGAUUCUUUGAUAGAUAGGCUUAUUAUUUAUGAAAAGAAUAAACUAGCUGAAUAUAUUAACAUAUCUAUAAUGCGAACUAUAAGCAAUAUAGCACAAGUCAAUCAAUCCGAUAUACGGAAGUCGAAAAUAAGACGGGCAGGAUUAAUACCAAAGAAUCAACUCGCAAUUGAGAAGUCUGGAUAUUUAUUCGAUUUUAUUAGACGGGAAAAAGAGACUAAUUUAAUAACUACAUGUAAACAUGCAGGUAGUCGGUCUUAUAAUACUGCUAUCGGCCCAGAUGGUAUUAUCCCAGUUAUAACUGAAGAAGAUUCCAGAAGCCUUACAGUAACAGAUACGGAAUUACGAGAACUUAUUCGUCAAGGUCUACUCGAAAACCAAUGCGAUAAUCCAAGAGAAAAAGCAUAUCACACUUUAAUGAGAGAAUUCUUUGGUGAGGCUAAAAAAGGAUGGUUAAGCCGUGGAUCAGUUGCGACAUUACGUCAGGUGUCAACUACGAAAAGAGUGGUAGAUUUGCUUAAUGAUGUCGAAAAUAAAG